AUACGUCAUAUGAAAAACGCAACUUUGCUAUUUUAUUGGGAACCAUGUAUAUCCUCAUUCGCAUAUGAUCAAACGGGUCCGCGACUGGCCAUCGGGUAGGUGAUUUUGCGCCAUGAUCCUCUUAGGUAUUGGCACCCGACACCUUCACUAUACCCAAUAGCCCAACUUCAACCAGUCAAAAUACUUGGUCUGUGGCGUUCUUCACGCUGUCCUUCCUUUUUCUCUACAAUAUUUCACGUUUCUUGACCACAUGACAUCAAGCACGAAAUUAGGCAGCAUCUACAGCUCCCGGAUCAAUCUAACUCAUACCAUUAUGCUCUUUCACCAUAUCGACUUAAAAGUUCUAAGUCUAAUACGCCAUCCAAACACGUACCCAUCGGUAGACCCCGAUCUCGCCAAGACCUAUAUAGGAAGGUUCCUGUGUGCAAGCACACCGUUCAUAGAGCACAUGAAAGUCAUCCUUGAGCUUUCGCAUUCUCCACCCAUGCUUUACUUGCUCACACACCGGGCAUACUUGAGUCACUUACAACUUGAAUGGUUCAAGUGGAGCUUUGCGACGGCAACACCCAGCCCGUAUCCGCAGAACCUACCAGGGCUAUGUAUCGUCCUCUUCUCUACCUUUAACGACCCAUAUCUGUAUUUGCCCCUUUGGGUACACGCGCCAGGAGCGUGCAUAUAUCGAGAUCCUGAUGGUUGUAUUACCUGUAUGUGUCCUGCCGGUGCCUCGUAUGCAGGACCCGAUCGAGCGGUUGUGCUGUAUUUUAGACACAAUUUGCAUCCUCUCUCCAGCACUUCCCCUUCGCAAGGUCUAUCCCAGGCCAGCUGAAUGGCUCGGACAUUCCACCGACGUGUGCAUCGCUUGCUUGCCUGCUUGCCAGGACCCAUGCAUGAGUCAUGUCUGAACAGGCCAUAUCCCUGGAUACAGGCCACCAAAUGAGCGUCC
This is a messenger RNA of Pseudovirgaria hyperparasitica, 943 nucleotides long. RefSeq lists its product as uncharacterized. The record is from RefSeq and is a predicted model, not a curated record. Bases 251 to 826 code for a protein of 191 amino acids. The transcript has a single exon. NCBI's taxonomy places the organism in Eukaryota, Fungi, Ascomycota, Dothideomycetes, Acrospermales, Acrospermaceae.